Molecule: messenger RNA, 893 nt
Organism: Vombatus ursinus (common wombat)
Lineage: Eukaryota; Metazoa; Chordata; Mammalia; Diprotodontia; Vombatidae
Gene: TMEM254
Product: transmembrane protein 254
Exons: 4
Coding region: 106-480 (124 amino acids)
Source: RefSeq, a predicted model, not a curated record
CGUGGUUUUCAGAGGGCGGCCAGCUCCGCCCCCGUCCCGCCCCCUGUCUGCUUUUUUUCCCAGGUCCUGAACAGUUCACGCUGGGCAGUGCAAAGCCUGAGGACCAUGAAAGCAGCGGGGAGCGGUGCGGCCUUCUUCAAGAGAGGCAGCCUCUUCUGGAUCGUAGUCAUCACUGUGGCCUUCGGUUACCACACGUGGGUAUCCUUCUGGCCUCAGACCAUCCCCUAUCAGAAACUUGGACCUCUCGGGCUCUUUACUCAGUACUUGGUGGAUAACCAUCUGGUACUCAUACGUAAUGUGUGUUGGCUUUCCUGGUUGAUUCAUGUGGGAGAAGCCAUAUAUGCUGUGAUACUGUGCAAUAAAAAAGGUAUCACAAAUGGCCGGGCUCGACUGUUAUGGUUCCUGCAAACAUUCCUCUUUGGGAUUGCUUCUCUCUCUCUCUUACUUGCAUAUAAACCUUACCAUCACAAAAAAAAGUAAAGAAGAAAUUAAAUGAGUUUUUUGUACAUUGUAUAUUCAUUCCUACUUUGUCUAAGUCUUUUUUAAAAAUAAUUUAGUGCUUUCUUAAUCGUUUCAGAAAAUGUCUAUACUGUGAAUAGGUUUGGUUCCUUUUCUCUGACCUUAAAACUCUUGCAUCAUCAUGAACAAUAACUGAUGAUCUUUGUCACCUCUGACAGAGGCUGCCUCACUAGGUUUAUUGAAUUCCAUGUACCUCAACAAACAUUUAUUAAAUACCUGUAGUGUGCAACAUGAAUUAGGCUGGCCCUGGAGUCAGGAGGACCUGAGAUCAAAUUGAUCUUCAGACAUGACACUUAUUAGUGGUGUGACCCUGGGCAAGUCACUUAACCUUGUUUGCCUCAGUUUCCUCAUCUGCAAAAUGAACUGGAGAAGGA